GGUCGAGUGUGACAUUUGUCUUCACCAAGAUCAGCUCCAUGAACUGGACUGAGGCCCAGAGCUACUGCAGAGCACACUACACAGACCUGGCCAGUAUGAGACAAAUUACAGAGAACCAGAAGACCUAUGAAGACCCAAAGUUGCAGAUACAAGCUCCUGUAUCUACUGUAUCUGGAGCAUGGGAACCAGCCCGGGUUAGCCUUUACAGAGACCCCUGGAAGUGGUCCGAUGGAUUUCAGUCUUCCUUUAGAUACUGGGCUAAAAGUCAUCCUCACUCUGAGAAUUGUGUGGCUGCACUUUCCAAUGGUGGACUAUGGGUGACCCGGAGCUGUAAGAGCGAGAUUCCAUUCAUCUGCUACAAACAUUUGCCUAUUUCAAAGAAAGUGAUAAAGCUGAGAGUGAAGAACAACUCUAAUCUAAAUCUUAAUAACGAGGCCGUGCAGAAGGAAAUCAUGGUGCAGAUCAAAAAGAAACUAAGGGACAAGAGAUUGGAUGACAACGUCGAACUGACGUGGAGGACACAGCAGGAUGGAGACGUUUUCCACAAGGAGGAUGAGCUUUAGAAUAGAACUGCUGUCACUGCUUUUAUGGCUUUUUUUCUUACAUUUGGUUAGAGAAGAUAAAAUGUGACAAGAAUUUGUAAAAUAAUGUAAGAUUUCACUGAAGGCAACUCCAGUGAAAUCUUAUUGCCAAUAACAACGGUGAGCUGCAAAGUUGUCUCAGAAUAUCUUCAAAUGAGUAAUGUAGAAAAAUAGUUGUAUGACUUAUUAUUGGUCUGACAUUAUUUCUGGGAGGCUAACUUUUAUUAAAUUCCCUCAAAUAUGGAAUUGUAUGCAUUUUAUUUGUCCUUUACAGUCAUACACUUCCAAUCUUUGGGACUUAGUCAGUUGGUGGAUUAAAACAAGGGGUAAUGUAACUGCUCAGACUAUUAGAUAUAUUUGACUUUUCUGACAUUUUAUAGAUUUAAUAUAAUUACAUGAUAUCCAUGCAAUAUGUCAUAUCUCAGAAGGAGUUAUGGAAAAUAAGUAUGAGUAUUCUCAUGUUGUAACCUUAUUAGUGAUAGAAACUUGAAGCAAUUUUCCUCAAUUAUUUUACACAAAACUCAUGGGAAACCCAAACCACUUCCACUAACUCUUGUCCUGGAGAGACUACUCCUGGAAAAAUCGUACCCGCUUCUUUAUUACCCCCAACCAAAAAUCUAAAUUAAGUGGGUCUCAGCUACCUUACUGGAGGGAGUUUGGAUCUGCUUUUGCAGAACAUGCACACAUUUUCUGGGCCUGUACACAUGCAAAGCCUUUUCUGAAAGAAGUGGACGUUGUCAUCUCAAAUGUUCUACACCUGAAAUCUGACAUGACUGUACUUUGGUAACAUAUCUAAAUGCCUUGAUAAAAGUGAUACCUUCUGAAGGUUAUUAUGGCCGCAAUUAAUAUUUGUAAUUGUAAUAUUGCUCUCCUUAUUAGCAUAAUCAAUUAUAUCCGCUCUAUGGAGAAGAUGACUUUCACUCUCCGACUCCAAUAGGAGAAGAGGGAUAAAUAAUGGGCAAAAUGGGACUGCUAUACAAAUCUAGGAUCUUAACAAUGUCUGUAUUUUCUUUGACCUGACCUUUGUACACUGAACUGUACUAUUAUCUUGAUUUGUCUUUCUAAUUUUCACUGAUUGUGUUUUACUACCCCAGUCUUCAUACAUUGUAUACAAAAUAAAUAACAAUAAUAUUCAUCUUUUACGUUAAUAUAGCAUCUUUCAGACAAAAAUGCUAAAUAUUGCUUCCAGCUUCUUAAAAUUGAGGAUGUAAGGUUUUUUUGUCACAUA
Notothenia coriiceps (black rockcod) is the source of this 1809-nucleotide messenger RNA. RefSeq names its product snaclec purpureotin subunit beta-like. The transcript is spliced from 3 exons. The annotation marks the transcript as partial. NCBI's taxonomy places the organism in Eukaryota, Metazoa, Chordata, Actinopteri, Perciformes, Nototheniidae. The record is from RefSeq and is a predicted model, not a curated record.